Molecule: messenger RNA, 471 nt
Organism: Amoebophrya sp. A25
Lineage: Eukaryota; Dinophyceae; Syndiniales; Amoebophryaceae
Source: the annotation of a GenBank genome assembly
CGAAAAUCGACAAGAAACGGGAAACGCUUAGGCUCUGAGACCUUAACGAAAAACAAAAAUACGAACAACAUUCCAAUCUAAGAAUAAAUAGCCCAUCAUACUUGAUAGUAAAUCAAUAAAGUUGAACUUUUAUCAAAUUCAUUCCCCAAGUACUUAGAGCAAGAAGAUCUUCUUUCCCAAUUCCCCUAUAACAUUCUAGCACCUUGAAGAACAAGAUGACGAGCAAGAUUGCGUGGCCUCUUCAACGCGUUGGGUUGCACAAACGCGCAGGAAUGUGUGCAAAUCGCAGUAAGAGAAGCACUAGAGGCACUCGUGGCCGCUCUUCUCCAGAGGCGCCCUCCACUUGCAGAGCCCCUAUGUUGGGCACGAAGGCUCAUCUAUGGUUCCACUUGUUGCUCAGUCCACUUUCCGCACAUGUCGCGCACAGCUGACGUCUGCAGUCUAGUUCGCCCAGUGCAGGAUCAUCUGCUG